Mycetomoellerius zeteki is the source of this 1152-nucleotide messenger RNA. RefSeq lists its product as uncharacterized. Lineage: Eukaryota; Metazoa; Arthropoda; Insecta; Hymenoptera; Formicidae. Gene Ontology annotation, molecular function: nucleic acid binding; zinc ion binding. The record is from RefSeq and is a predicted model, not a curated record. The transcript has a single exon. The coding region runs from base 1 to 1152 and encodes 383 amino acids.
AUGAAUAAGAAUUCUGCCAAAAUAAAGCAAGGGAAGUUAACAUGUUCCAGUUGCGGAGAGAAACACAUAAAAAAAGAUUGUCCACAUAAGGACGUUAUUUGUCAUCGUUGUAAUAAAUCCGGUCACUUUGCGCGUCGAUGUCUAUCACAGCCUAAAGGUGAAAGAGGAGAAAGGAAGCAUAAAACAAGUCAGAUUAAUAAUGUCAAGCAAGUAUCGCAUGAUAAUCCUAUCAUGAUUAACGUUCGUUUAAAUGGAAUUCCAAUGGAAUUGAAUACUGCAUCAGGUACGAGUUUUAUUACAUCUAAUGCAUGGAAAAAGUUAGGCUGUCCCAAACUCCAUCCAAGCAAAAAGUUUAAAACAUACACUGGACAAAAAUUUGAAUCAAGAGGAACAUUUCUUUGCACCAUUGAACACAAUCAACAGACAGUUAGUCAUCAAAUUCACGUUUCGGAAGGAUCUUGUCUUUUUGGUCGUGAUCUGUUAAGAAAGAUUCAAAUGGAUUGGACAGGAAUUAAAAAACAAUGUUCUCAGGUAUGUCGCAUUAGUAAUGAAUUAUCAUUGACUACAUUGUUAAAGGAAUAUAGCGAUGUUUUUGAUCAACCGGUCGAAACUAUUAAGGAUUUUAAAGCCAAGUUAAUGCUUAAAGAAGAUGCUACUCCUCGCUUCUUUAAACCACGUCCCAUUCCAUUUGUAUUACGAGACAAAGUAGACGAAGAACUUGAAAAAAUGGAAAAAUCCGGUGUCAUUAGUCGUAUUGAAACAUCGGAAUGGGCUUCGCCAUUGGUAGUAGUACCAAAGCCUAAUAGAACGAUUCGCAUCACAGAAGAUUUCAAGCGUACCAUAAACAACCAAUUGCAUGUUCAACAAUAUCCUCUCGCAAGAGUCGAGGAAAUAUUUGGGAAGAUCUCAGGUGGUCAAGCUUUUACUAAAUUGGAUGGUCCAGAUGCAUUUCAUCAAGUGGAAGUAGAAGAAUCAUGUAAGAAGUAUUUAGUCAUAAAUACCCAUCGAGGCCUCUAUAGGUAUAACAUACUACCUCAAGGUAUUGCAUCUUCACCGGCAAUUUUUCAAGAAUUAAUGGAUCGGAUACUCAAAGGAAUUCCGAUGACAGGAUCAUUUGUGGACGACACGAUUUCUACUGGAAAGGACGAUUAA